AUUAAAAUGUCAAAUGAUAUGAUAUCAAAUAAUCAAAUAGUGAAAUAAGUAAAUGUGGUAAAUGUGAUAUAGUGGUAUAGUUUGCAGCUUGGCAGAGCAUUUCUGUUGGCGUUUGGCGUUAAAACCAACUAAAGUAGAGGUCGCUCGCAAUACUGAAAAUUACAGGGCAAAUUCUAUGUGACCCAAAGAACUGUAUAAGAUUAAUGAUAAGUGAAGAUUGUCGUUACGUCGUUACUAGUCAAUGUUUCCAUGUUCAAUAGUUCGAUGUUCUAAUGAAUGGGCGUUUAUCAAAUAGUUUUAAAUACAUAGUGAACAUGUUAACUUAAUUUUAUACAUUUAAAAAGAUAUGCUGUAUUUGACAAAUAGUUUUUACAGAUGCUUGAAGCCUGCAUGCGAAAAUUUAACUUACAAAAUAUUACCUUCACUAGCUUUCUCACAACUAAGUUGUAGAAGCACGAUAUGCAGUUCUGUAUACAAUCAGAGAUCAUCAUUCAUCCCAUUCAUUCACAACAGCCAACAGUGCCGGCUGCUUGCUAAUAAAAGGAAGAGAUUUCGCUCCAAGAAGCCAUUUGCUAAUUCAAAUGCGGAAAUAACAGUCAAGUCAAUGGGUGAUUCAUUCCAGCCGUCAUUAAACCAUGUCAGUUACGGGGGACAGUUCGACGUAUUGUCGGAAGAUGAAAGUCAAUCAUGGAUUCAGUUAAAUAACUCGGCAUCCACAACUAACGAUAACCGAAGUAUACGAAGGGAAAUUCCUCCAAAUUUUAGAAUAUGGGAGCCAGUUGGAAAGUGGAGUAAUACUUACGAUGGGACCAGUUUUAAGUUUAAAGUCGUAUCAUAUAAUGUUCUGGCACAGUGUCUAUUGGAAUCAUAUCCACAUCUCUACAAAAAUUGCUACCCUCACGACCUCAAGUGGCACGUGCGCGCAACACGCCUUUACACUGAGAUUCUUCAUCUGGAACCCGAUAUAUUAUGUCUGCAAGAAGUUCAAGCAUCACAUCUAAGCAGUUUUUACUCAAAGUUCGAAGAGAUGGGCUACUAUGGUGUAUUUAAACAAAAAACCGGUCACCGAAAGGAUGGCUGCGCUAUAUAUUUUAAACGCUCCAUGUUCAAUCUUGAAGAUCAUCUUAAUGUGGAGUUUUAUCAGCCAGAUCUGCCGAUGUUGAACCGUGACAAUGUGGGCAUUGCUCUGCGCCUCUCCCCGCGCAACCCCCGCGCCGCCGCCACGCCCUUCGUCAUCGCGACCACGCACCUGCAGUAUCAUCCCAAAAGAACCGACCUACGUCUAGCUCAGAUACAGCUGUUCCUCGCAGAAAUUGAUCGCUUCGCGUACUAUAACGACGGCAAGCAAGCUGGAUACUAUCCAAUUAUCCUGACGGGAGAUCUGAAUUCACCACCUAACAGCGCUAUUAUACAACUACUAGGAAAGGGACAUGUUUGCGCCGCUCCGUUCCGAGAUGAUUCAGAUUGGAGGAGAAUAGGUGUAACUGAUAAUUGUCAACAUCUUUCCGUGUACUUGAGUCGACAGAGAGGCAUCUCCGCUGAUACCAGUACGUUAAAGAUUUUCAACUCUGAGCACGAUAAGGGCUACCUGCCCACUGUUGAGUCUGCUGACGGUACUGAGGAGUACGGCGCGAUGUUCAAUAGCGGGGAGCUGACGCAUCCGCUGUGUCUUGCCUCCGUGUACGGUCAGCACAAGCCCGAUGGUGCACCGGAGGCCACCACCUUCCAAAACUGCUGGCUUACCGUCGACUAUAUAUAUUUUAGUCGCUGCAGUACACUGAGACUAUUGGAGCGUCUCCGUUUGCCUACAGAAGAGGAGUGUAUGAAGAUGGGACCGUUACCUAAUCACGUGUACGGUUCUGAUCAUUUAGCUCUCGCAGCUCUUUUCGAACUCAAACAACCGACCGCCAGUUUAUAACACGACACGAUAACGAAACAAUCACGAAAUAUAAACAUUGAAAGCGAACCGAAACCGAAGCGAUGCAAAUUUGAUUCAAAGUGUAAUUUGUUUCGGUUACUGUACCAGAAAUUGACCGUAGAAUUCCACUGCCGUAACUUAUAUUUGAUAUAAAUUGUGUCCUUUUAGAAAUUACUUAUUAAAUAUGUAUUAAUGUCAUUGCAGUGGGGUUUUACAGUAAUAUAGAACAAACUCGAAGUUUGUGCAGCAGUUAUCGUGGGUUUCUGAAUCCAAACUCUCUAACACACAGAGAUAGUAAUAUGUUUUAAACGAAGUUUUUAGACGCAGAAAUUCACGGAUACUGUGCUACAAGCAUAAAGACAAAUAAUCUAUUCAUAUAGAUCGUAAAGCAGAAACUUUUCAAAUAAUUUUACGUGACUAUUUUUAUUUAAAUAUUUUAAUUGUUUUUGUAUCGACUACGUGAGUGAUUUAAUCACUUACUCGUAUUUUAGCCACAUUUUAAAAAUCGUACAUACAAUUGUUGUGUACUAUAUUUUAAUUAGUUAAUAUUUUUUAAUGCAUAGUUGUAUUUAUGAUAACAAUGUUGUCUAUGCUUUUUCAAAGACAAUGUGACAGAUAUGUAACAAUAAAGUGUCACUGCAGUCGAACCAACUCACAAUUGCC
Molecule: messenger RNA, 2581 nt
Organism: Papilio machaon (common yellow swallowtail)
Lineage: Eukaryota; Metazoa; Arthropoda; Insecta; Lepidoptera; Papilionidae
Product: protein angel
Exons: 10
Coding region: 347-1918 (523 amino acids)
Molecular function (GO): 3'-5'-RNA exonuclease activity
Source: RefSeq, a predicted model, not a curated record